Molecule: messenger RNA, 1722 nt
Organism: Penicillium subrubescens
Lineage: Eukaryota; Fungi; Ascomycota; Eurotiomycetes; Eurotiales; Aspergillaceae
Exons: 4
Coding region: 1-1722 (573 amino acids)
Biological process (GO): xanthine transport; transmembrane transport
Cellular component (GO): membrane; fungal-type vacuole
Molecular function (GO): xanthine transmembrane transporter activity
Source: RefSeq, a predicted model, not a curated record
AUGCCGGUCACUUCUUCUUUCGAUACAUUCGAGACAGGGGAUAGAGAUUCACGCAUCAUCGAGAUUGCGCCCGUCGCCGAGACCCGAUGGCAAUACCUUUGUCGUUACUUUACUACUCGGGAUGGAUGGAUUGGCAACUACGACUAUGCAUAUCUCGUCACUCCAAACAUCUGGCCACUCAACAAGAAGUACAAGGAUUAUCAGGCACCAUUCUACGGGUUGAACGACGAGGUGCCAAUUCUUUUGACCAUCAUCCUCGGCCUGCAGCAUGCCUUGACCAUGAUUGGAUCAGUCGUUUCACCUCCUCUGGCCAUUGCAAGUGGUGCUUUCUACUUGAACGCGGAAAAAAGCCAGUACCUUGUUUCUGCAGCCUUCAUCACAACCGGCAUUGCGACUGCUCUCCAGGUGACGCGGGUACACUUUGCCAAAAUUCCCUUCUACAUUGGAACCGGUCUGCUCUCAGUGGUAGCUCCCACGUUUGAUGUCCUGGCCAUCGCAUUUAGCUACUCUGAUAUGCGUUACGCAAAUGGGACAUGUCCUACAGCAUCUGAUGGAUCGAAGUUGCCAUGCCCGGAUGCGUGGGGUGCGAUGCUGGGAACUAUUCUUUGCACCGUUUGGAUUCAGAUAUUGCUUUCUUUUGUCCCGCCAAAGACCUUGAAUCGCAUUUUCCCGAAGGUUGUCACUGGUACCCUCCUUCUUCUCGUUGGUGUGUACCUGAUCUCAAGUGGUAUGGAGAAUUGGGGUGGCAGUUCCAACUGUGAUGGUGGCACUGGCUACUAUGCACUUUGCCCGAAUACUGCGGCUCCCAAACCAUUGCCUUGGGGUGAUCCAAAACUGAUAGGCCUCGGCUUCAGUGUCUUCAUCACAAUCAUUUUCGUCGAGCUUUUCGGAUCACCACUCAUGCGCUCUGCAUCUGUUGUUCUUGGCCUAGCCGUGGGUUGCGCGAUCUCCGGAGCCACUGGAUACUGGUCAAGAGAGAAUAUCAACGCAGCACCCGUCGCAACUUUCCUCUGGGUUGAGACAUUCAAGUUGUCGGUAGAUGGCGCCCUGGCCUUGCCUCUUUUGAUUAUGUUUAUCUGCGAGGCAGUCAGCUGUAUGCCUGAUAUCCUAGCUACGGCGGAGAUUUCCGGAGUAGAUAUCGACGGGAUUGAGUUCAACAGCCGCAUUCAAGGUGGUAUCCUAUGUGAUGGCGUGGGUAGUCUGGUUAGCGCUUUGGGUACAGGAUUGCCUAUGGUCAGUCAGGCAGGAAAUAACGGUGUCAUCUCGUUGACUGGUUGUGCAAGCCGAAGAGCAGGUUGGUGUGCCGCGGCCUUCCUAGUUCUCAUGGGCAUAUUCGGCAAAUUCGGCGCAGUCUUCGGCUCAAUGCCCCCAUCCGUCCUGGGAGGAAUGCAAGUCUUCCUAUACAGCACCAUUGUUGUCGCCGGUGUGAAAGUCCUCAGUCUUGUCGAGUUCACUCGUCGAAACCGCUUUAUCCUUACAGCCGCUCUGGGCAUUGGAUUCAUGGACAUUGUUUCUCCUAGCUGGUUUGCGAAGAUUCUGGCUUAUCAAGGGUCGAAUGUCCGACUGCAAGGGUUCGAGCAGGGUAUCAAUCUUAUGGUUGAGACGCCAUUCAUUAUUUCGGCUGUUGUGGGUGUGGUCCUGAAUCUCGUUCUUCCGCAUGAUGGUAGUAAGAAGGUGGAGAUGCUGGAUGGGCGAGAUGGUCGGCCGGCACUUCCGACUUAA